UUCUACCGUGACAGUUUGCAUAUUAAAGCGGAAACAUUAAUGAUUGAAACCACAGUUCAAUGCUCAUCAAACGACGAUUAUGGUUGUAUUUUAUUUCAGGUGAGGUAUAUUAGAGAGACAAUGCGACAAACCAUUUUAUUAAUUAUAUGUACUGUCUUAACAAGUACUGUCUUAGGCUGUCCUGAUGUAUGUUCUUGCGCUAGCAAUACUGUAGAAUGCAGAUCAUUAAAUCUAACAACAGUUCCAUCUGCAAUUCCGAAUUCAGCAACCACUUUACAAUUAGGUUAUAAUCAAAUCUCCUUGAUAAAUGAACAUAGUUUUAAUGGCUUAACAGCGCUUCAGAGUUUGUUUUUGGAUUCUAAUCAAAUCACCAUGCUAGAUGAGUACAGUUUCAAUGGCUUGACAGCGCUUACAACAUUAAAUUUUUACGGUAAUCGACUUUCCUCACUACAUCGAAAUAUUUUCAAUGGCUUGACGGGGCUUCGAUUUUUAUCUUUCGAUUCCAAUCUAAUCAUCUCGCUAGAUCCCAAUAUUUUCAAUGGAUUGACAAAGCUUGAACGAGUGAACAUGGUGGAUAAUCAACUCACCUCACUAAAUGUCAAUACUUUCAAUAAGUUACCGGCGCUUUUAGGAAUACAAUUUAAGGACAAUCCUCUGGACUGUUCAAACUGUGAGUUGGAACAAGUCAAGUUGUACAUACUGAGUUAUACAAUCGCGGAUCGAGAUGCGGAGUGUAAUGGCACAAAGUUAAUGGAAUAUAAUUUCACCAAUUGCAUAGGAGGAGCCUCAGUUACAACUAAGCAGCCAACAGAUUGUACGACUAUUAUUGUUGCUGCUGUGUGUGGAUCCAUUCUAUUUGUUAUCAUCAUCGUCAUUGUUUCCUGCAUUUGCUGUCACUAUAAGAGCAAACACAGCAAACGCAAAGUCAAUAGCGUUAAUAUGGAUAAAUAGGAUCAACACAUAUUCCACACAAUUACAAUCUGUACGGACCAACAGUUUUUACCUGGUAUAACCAAUGCUAUUUCAACUGCAUGAUCGGGCGGAGCUUACGUUUAGAUUUGCAUAGGAACAGUCUAUUUGAAGAUGUGUGUGAUAAGAAUGAUUGCCGUUGUAAUUAUUACUGACUUCUAAUCACUUAUCAGUGUCAUUAAAUAAAUUCAUAAAACAAUGACUGGACACUUCAUUGAUGAGUUUAUCCUAAAACACCUAUCUAUCGAUGGACUGGUCUAUUAUGAGCGAACCGGUUAAACUCCGCCCAGUCAAGUGAAAUAAAUCGAAGAAUAGCUUUCUAUUACAUGUUUGAUAGUAUAUCAUUUACAGUACAAUCUAUCAUUUUGUUGUCAUCCUGUACAUACAUGUAUGAACAUCUAGUUUUUUUUUAUGUUAAUGUGAAUGCUGACUGCUGUAUUUUUGACAUUUUUACCUAAUAUGUCUGUUUGUUUUGUUCAUACAUCGUUGUCAAUAUAAUGCCAUUAAAUUUGAUGUAACUGUCAUACAAAUGAGAGGGUUAGCUAGCUAUAAAACCAGGUUUCAAUCCACCAUUAUCUACAUACGAACAUGCCGGUACCUAGUCAGAAAUAUAACAUUUGUUAUCCAUUCGUUUGAUGUGUUCGAGCAUUUGAUUUUGCCAUUU
This is a messenger RNA of Mytilus trossulus (common blue mussel), 1633 nucleotides long. Its product is annotated as slit homolog 1 protein-like. The transcript has 11 exons. Gene Ontology annotation, molecular function: protein binding. Lineage: Eukaryota; Metazoa; Mollusca; Bivalvia; Mytilida; Mytilidae. Gene Ontology annotation, cellular component: extracellular matrix. The coding region runs from base 40 to 951 and encodes 303 amino acids. The record is from RefSeq and is a predicted model, not a curated record.